AUGGCAAUAGUUCUUAGAAUAUCACUUCAUUUUCUGAUAUUUCUCUAUGUUUCCAGUAUUUCUUUGUCACUUGCUCAAGAUGAAAACAACUUCAUCUACAAUGGCUUCCAUGAUAAAGCCAAUCUGAGUCUUGAUGGAAUCGCAGAAAUCCACCCCAAUGGUCUUUUGCAGCUAACCAAUCUUUCACGCCAAGAAGUUGGUCGUGCUUUCUAUCAGUUUCCACUAAAUUUCAACACAACUAAUUCAUCUCUUUCAUUUUCGACAAACUUUGUGUUUGCCAUGGUUCCCGAGGUGAAUAACCUUGGUGGUCAUGGCAUUGCCUUCAUCAUCAGUCCCUCGAGAGACUUCUCCCGUGCUCAAGCAAAUCGGUUUCUGGGGCUCUUCAAUAUUUCAACUAACGGCCUUUCUACAAACCACAUCUUGGCCAUCGAGCUUGAUACUGUUCAGGACCCUGAAUUUCAAGAUAUUGCAAUGAAUCACGUGGGAAUCAAUGUGAACAGCAUGAAAUCAGUUGCAUCAGCUCCUGCAAUGUAUUCUUCCAAUAAAGGAGGGGAAAAUAUAAGUUUGGAUCUCAUGAGUGGGAAUCCAAUGCAUCUUUGGAUAGACUAUGAUGAAGCAGAGAAGUUACUGAAUGUAACACUAGCCCCAACCACAAUCCCAAAACCAAACCGGCCUCUUUUGUCAACAUCCACCGACCUGUCUCAAAUUCUCUUGGAAUCCAUGUAUGUUGGUUUCUCUUCAGCCACAGGUACACUUGCAAGUGAUCACUAUAUUCUUGGAUGGAGUUUUAAUAAAAGUGGGCCAUCACAAAGCCUUGAUGUUUCAAGGCUUCCUCCACUUCCCCGAGAGAGGAAAAGGAAAGAGAAACCAAGCCAUAUGAUCACGAUUGCACUCAUUGCAGCAGCAUUUGUGUGGAUAACCGUCACUGGAGCUGCUUACAUUUUGAGGAGGAAGAAAUAUGAAGAAAUACGCGAAGAUUGGGAAGAGGAGUAUGGCCCCCAUAGGUUCAGCUACAAGAAUCUCCACAAAGCAACCAAAGGUUUCAAAGACACGGAGCUUCUAGGAGAAGGAGGUUUUGGAAAGGUUUACAGAGGAAUACUUCCUUCUUCUAAUCUACAAAUUGCAGUGAAGAGAGUCUCCCAUGAUUCCAAACAAGGGAUGAAGGAAUUUGUGGCUGAGAUCGUUAGCAUGGGAAGAUUGAGGCAUAGGAAUUUGGUGCAGCUCCUAGGCUAUUGCCGGCGAAGGGGGGAACUCCUCUUGGUGUAUGAUUAUAUGCCCAACGGAAGCCUUGACCAGUUCUUGUAUAGCAAUGAACAACCAACCCUUAACUGGGUUCAACGAUUUAGAAUCAUUAGAGGAGUAGCAUCCGGCCUUCUUUACCUGCAUGAAGAGUGGGAGCAAGUUGUUCUACACCGAGAUGUAAAAGCAAGUAAUGUUCUAUUGGAUGCUGAAUUAAAUGGAAGGUUAGGAGACUUUGGCCUUGCCAGAUUAUACGAUCGUGGCACCAAUCCUCAAACCACCCGUGUAGUUGGGACCGUGGGUUAUUUGGCUCCGGAGCUUACUAGAACAGGAAGGGCAACCACAUGCAGUGAUGUGUUUGCUUUCGGGGCUUUCAUGCUCGAAGUGGCUUGUGGAAGGAAGCCUAUAGAGCUACAGGCCCAGGGACUGGCUGAAGGGGUGAUUUUGGUUGAUUGGGUCUCUGAGUGCUGGAGAAGAGGAGCUAUCCUUGAUGCUAGCGAUCCAAGAUUGGAAGGGAAUAAUUAUGUGGUGGAGGAAAUGGUGUUGAUUUUGAAACUAGGUUUGCUUUGCUCACAUGCAAUACCAGCUGCAAGGCCUAGCAUGAAGCAAGUGAUGCAGUUUUUGGAUGGUGAUGCUGAUCUGCAGGAAUUACCACAUGACAACGCUUCUUUUGGUGCAUCUACAAGUAAUGAAGCAUCCGAUUUCAUGUCAUUUCCUUUUUCCCAGGCUUAUGUGCCAUCCUCUUCCAUGUCUAGCACUGAUUCAAUCCUAAGAGUUGGUCGUUGA
Molecule: messenger RNA, 2025 nt
Organism: Corylus avellana
Lineage: Eukaryota; Viridiplantae; Streptophyta; Magnoliopsida; Fagales; Betulaceae
Source: RefSeq, a predicted model, not a curated record